Messenger RNA from Necator americanus (New World hookworm), 666 nucleotides. RefSeq lists its product as uncharacterized. NCBI's taxonomy places the organism in Eukaryota, Metazoa, Nematoda, Chromadorea, Rhabditida, Ancylostomatidae. Gene Ontology annotation, molecular function: DNA helicase activity. The record is from RefSeq and is a predicted model, not a curated record. Gene Ontology annotation, cellular component: replication fork. Gene Ontology annotation, biological process: telomere maintenance; DNA repair; DNA replication. The transcript is spliced from 2 exons. The coding region runs from base 1 to 666 and encodes 221 amino acids.
AUGGCCAUUAAUAUUAUCAUAUGGGAUGGAAUUUCAAUGGCUCCAAGGUGCGCCCUCGAAGCCGUCGAAGGUUUGUUACGUGAUAUCAUGCAGAGCAACAGGCCAUUCGGCGGCAAGCGGCUCAUCAUUGUAGUUAAUGACACGGCGAACGAUAACGAAGGACGAAUUCAUAUUUUGGAGAAGUUCCGGUGUCAGAGGAGUAUUGCCACUGAAAUUUUUGGCGAGACAAUUGAUCCAAAUGAUACUUACUUUUGUGAACGGGCUAUUUUGGCUCCCAUGAAUCUGAAUGUCAGGCAGCUAAAUAAUGACGCCUUGGAACGGCUAUGCACAUCCUGUCAGCAAGAUGAGCAUGUCUACAAAAACCCGGUGGAGUACCUAAACACGCUGGAACCCACUGGAAUGCCACCUCAUGAGCUACUUCUGAAGAAAGGUGCAAUCGUCAUGCUUCUGCGCAAUCUUGACGUUGUCAACGGUCUCUGCAACGGGACACGACUAAGAGUAGAGACCCUUGGACGCUAUGUGCUUGGCUGUCGCUUUGUUUAUGGGAGCCGAAAAAGUCAGUUAGCUGUAAUACCCAGGAUUGACAACUACUGGGGAAAGCAGCUACCGUUCCAGGCAAUUUCGCUUACGUCUUGCUUUUGCAAGACUUUGCUUUUCUGGCUAUAA